AUGAGAGUGAAUGAAAAAACUGCGAUUUCCACGAGCAACGUGCUUCUCGUCCCAUACGAGGCACAUCAUGUGCCGACGUACCACAACUGGAUGCAAGAUCCAAGCAUCCAAGAGGCAACUGCGUCGGAGCCAAUGACGCUGGAGGAAGAGUUUGAGAACCAGCAGUCAUGGCGAACGGCGAGGGAUAAAUUAACUUUCAUCCUAUGCGAGCCGCUUGACUCUGUCCCAGAGAGAGCCUUCGUUCGGAGGAGAGUUGUCGAUGCCGAUGAUAAGAUGAGGGGCGACGUCAACUUUUUCCUCUACCCGGACGAGGACGAAGAAGUAGAGGCGGCGCAAGACAGGGCGCAGGAGAGCAAGCAAGGGCUCGUGGGCGAGGUGGAUGUCAUGGUUGCCGAGUCGGCGCACCGCGGACGAGGGUUUGGCAACGGCGCAGUGCGCGCGCUGCUGACCUACUUGCAGGACCAUCUCGAGGAGAUGAUGACAGAAUAUGCCCAGCAGGAUGGUGCGAUGAAGGGCAGGAAGGUCGAGCUUCGGGGCCUCAUGGCCAAGAUCCAGGAGGCCAACGCAGGCAGCCGGGCGUUAUUUCGCAACCUGGGCUUCACCCAGAAGGGAGAGGUGAACUACUUUGGGGAGGUGACGGUGGUGAUGAGCUGGGAAGAUUUGACGAAGAGGGACGUUCACGACCCUCUCUCCUCCUCGCCCAUCCCUCACCCCCCUCCGCCGACCUGCGGCCCUCACAAGCUUCACGCCCGCAUCGAUGACGGUGGCCGAUGUCGUUCCGGUGAGCGCCGUCUCGGCCCACCCGGCGCUCGCUGGCCUGCAACUGCGCUUCGGCCCGCGCAACACGAUGAAUGGACACACCCGGCUCGUCCAGAAGCGGCGACACGGCUUUCUCUACCGCAUGAAGACGAAGACCGGGCGAAGGAUUCUGCACAGGCGCCGGAUGAAGGGACGGAGGCACGUCGCAUGGUAGCCAAGGCCGAGCCUGCGUAG
Messenger RNA from Drechmeria coniospora, 993 nucleotides. RefSeq names its product Acyl-CoA N-acyltransferase. Bases 1 to 993 code for a protein of 330 amino acids. Gene Ontology annotation, molecular function: N-acetyltransferase activity. Lineage: Eukaryota; Fungi; Ascomycota; Sordariomycetes; Hypocreales; Ophiocordycipitaceae. The record is from RefSeq and is a predicted model, not a curated record. Gene Ontology annotation, biological process: protein acetylation. The transcript has 4 exons.